Symbiodinium pilosum is the source of this 305-nucleotide messenger RNA. NCBI's taxonomy places the organism in Eukaryota, Dinophyceae, Suessiales, Symbiodiniaceae. The record is from the annotation of a GenBank genome assembly.
AUGCUGUUUCCAAUCCUCCCCACCAUGAUGGGUGUGGAAGAGUUACCCAAGGACAUAUGCCUCUGUGACAACGUCUUCCGUAGUUUGGACCGAUGUAUUGACAAGGGUAUUGAGACUGAGAAAGCCGACACUCCUUAUGCGAGGAUGCAGAUCUGCAAGCCCCACUGGAUUCGCUUCAUCAAGUGCGUGAAGCGCCGGGAUGAGCUAGUGCUUCGCGGGGUCAAGCGCUGGGAGCGCAAUUACUACGGCUCGCUGGAUGAGCCGUCACAGAAGGAAUAUGUGGAGGACAUCGACACCAAGAUGAG